Molecule: messenger RNA, 1736 nt
Organism: Nothoprocta perdicaria
Lineage: Eukaryota; Metazoa; Chordata; Aves; Tinamiformes; Tinamidae
Gene: GTPBP6
Product: GTP binding protein 6 (putative)
Exons: 10
Coding region: 178-1455 (425 amino acids)
Cellular component (GO): cytoplasm
Molecular function (GO): ribosome binding; GTP binding
Source: RefSeq, a predicted model, not a curated record
AAAGCAUAACUGGGAAGGUAGUUUUCUGAGCAGAAAUGCAGAGUGGCAGUGACCCUUUCCGUUUAUUUAGACCCUCCAGAUGAAGAGCCUGAAGUCUGAACAAAUGUUUUGGAAUAAUUCUUGAACCCCUUCAAAUGCAACAGAAAUUGCGUGCUUUAAAAAAAAAAUGCUGGCAGUAUGAGGAGAAAGAGAAUCAUGGUUUGUUUAAUAAUAUAUUACCUUUUGGACCAAGCUGAGUUACAGAUUGCUGAAGCUGCUGCUCUUGUAGAUACCCUUCAGAACUGGACAAUUUUAGAUAAAAUAAUUGUUCCUACAAAAACUCCUGAUAAGAAGUUCAUUUUUGGCAAAGGAAAUUUUCAGGUUUUGACAGAAAAGAUUAAAAAAUUGCCCCAUCUGACAGCAGUCUUCUUGAAUGUGGAAAGAAUAUCUUCAUUAACUAAGAAAGAACUGGAAGAUGCCUGGGGUGUGAAAGUUUUUGACAGAUACACAGUUGUGCUUCAUAUUUUUCGUUGCAAUGCUCGGACUAAGGAAGCAAAGCUUCAGAUAGCACUGGCUGAAAUCCCGCUUCUCAGGUCAAAUCUGAAAAAUGAAGUAUCGCAGUUAGAUCAGCAGAGAGGUGGAUCAAGAUACAUCAUGGGCUCAGGUGAGACAUUCAUGGAGACACAGAAUCGUCUCUUGAAAGAAAAAGAACUUAAAAUUAGGAAUGCCCUGGAGAAGCUAAGAAGAAAAAGGUCUAUACUUAGAAGUCAACGUAAAAGACGCGAGUUUCCGAUUAUCUCAGUAAUGGGCUAUACUAAUUGUGGUAAAACUACCUUGAUCAAGGCCUUAACUGGGGAAGCAGGACUUCAACCUAAAGAUCAGCUAUUUGCCACACUUGAUAUCACAGCCCAUGCUGGCUAUCUGCCCUCACAUAUGACUGUUAUUUAUGUUGACACUAUUGGGUUUCUGUCUGAUCUUCCCCAUAACCUGGUUGAGUCCUUUUCAGCUACGUUAGAAGAAGUUGCUUACUCAGAUCUGAUAGUUCAUGUGAGAGAUAUUACUCAUCCAGAAACUGUCCUUCAGAAAGCAAGUGUUCUCUCAGUUCUGAAGAAUCUUAAUAUACCCAGCCACUUACUGGAGUCAAUGGUAGAAGUUCAUAACAAAGUGGAUUUGAUAGAAAGGUAUAAAUCCACCGAAGAAAAUGCUCUAGCCAUUUCUGCUUUACAUGGGCAUGGUUUAGAAGAACUGAAAGAAGAAAUAGAGAAAAGAAUUUUGAAAACAACCGGGAAGAAGAUUCUGACUGUUAAGAUCAACUUAGAAGGACCUCAGCUAAGUUGGCUAUAUAAACAAGCAACAGUUCAGGAUAUAGAAGUCGCUCCUGAUGAUGGCACAGCUCGUGUGAAGGUGAUAAUCAGUAAUUCUGCCUUAGGUAAAUACAAAAAACUCUUUCCUAACAGCAAGUUAUUUAUCCCAUGAAACUGCAUCCUUUUCUGGAGAAGGAAACUGAACUCAUUAAGAGUAUUUGGAAUUAAUUUAAUGCCUUGAUAGCCCAAAUGUUGCAAAGAAUGUAUUUUUUUCCUUUAGGUUUUUGAUAUACUGACAUUGACCCAUUUUCAGAAUAAAAUAUUUUUUACCUCAGUAAUAAGUGUCUCAGUAACUGAUUGGGAAAAGAAGGUUGACGUUAUUGGCUAUAAAAAAAAGAAAACAUUAUUGGCUAUAUUUAAAUAGUCAUAGAUUCAUGUAUGAAUCAUGCAUAU